CAAGAAAAGACAGACGUGGGCGUUCUGUUCAUUCGGAACUGCGUUACGCCCCGAUUCAUUUUUAACUCUGUGAUUUUCUUACGUUCUAAUGAUAAAUAGGACCGCCGCGUGACUAAUCGACACAAAGAUGGCUGAACAGACCGUCUCGUAUAUCAUUUUAAGGUUCCUCGAUCCCCAUCCUGUCCUGGCUGUGUUCGAUUUUUGUUCAGAGAACAAACCGGACACUUUGGCAUUUUAAAACAGCAGAUAGAUGGCAGAGAUGUAUAUGUCGCUGAUAAAAUCUAGAAGUAAACAAGUGAAAAUCCGGGAGUAUCAUUUUCCUAAUCAAGAGGGAACGUGAUAUCUGCAGUACGCGAGCGUUAUUCCUGAUGUCAUCGGAUAGCUUGGAGAAUUUCAUCCAGCAAAAUGACCAAUUGCACCGGCUAAUGGACCCUUUCGUUCCAGGAGAUUUACUUGUUAACCACACGGCAUACCGUCAAGUACUAAAUCUCUUCCUGGACACCAACAUCGACGUCUACGCUCCAAACGCUACGGGGAACUUUCCAGUCCUCUAUUUCGCGACGGGAUUCGGAGCUAUUAUUCCCGCUGAGGCGCACACCAUUCUAUUGUCUUCGAUCGCCAGUCACGGAGUUGUUGUAGUCGCAGUUUGGAAACUUGGAAGUCCAGAGGAUUCCUUCAAUCCGGAAUGGUUCGAAGCAACUGUUGAUUUUGUGGAAAAUCGAUUGGAAAAUAGCCUUCACAAUCAGGAAGGUUAUGUUUCGGAUUUUCACGUUGAUUAUCUUCAUUCGUUCAUCAGCGGCCAUUCAGGUGGCUCCCAUGUCGCUGUGUCGCAAUUGCAGACAAAUUGUCUGCAUUACCAAGGCCUGAUCUUGCUUGAUGCUGUUGACGGAAAUAAUCCCAUCCCGGAAAACAUAACAAUGUACGUGAUAACACCCGGCCAAAAGGUCAAUUUCACUAUUCCUACUCUACAAAUCGUCACCGGAUUGGAUCCAGUUGUCGGCCCUUAUGGUUUAGCCUGUGCUCCGGAAGAACUCAGUGGCCGGCGAUUUUUCGAUGCCAUGACCGGACCCACUUGGUAUGUUAACGCAACUGCUUACGGUCAUGCUGAUUUGAUGGAUCCAAUUUACGUCGAACUAAACGAGGUUACUCAGUUUUGCCCGAGUGAUCCUAACGUUCCCAAAGAGGAAUAUAUUCAAUUUCUCACCGGGGAAAUCAUUUCUUUCAUGAACGGAGUGCUGGAACCUGUUGGCAACUGUGCCUUGUUUGAUUACUUAGAGACAAGUGGACUUGUCGGCAUUAAUACCGAAAACGAUUACGUCUCGAACGGAUGGGAUAGGUGCACGCCACUCCAGUGUGUCCUGACUCCCAGUUCCUAUUCUUUUUUCUCAUCCUUCCUAUAACUUUGAAUUUUCCACUUCUCCUAGCAAAAUUAUUUAAGGACGUCUAUUCGUGAUUGGAAAAAAUAAUAAUAAUUCUAUUCUUGGUAAUAA
Daphnia magna is the source of this 1490-nucleotide messenger RNA. RefSeq names its product chlorophyllase-2. The record is from RefSeq and is a predicted model, not a curated record. NCBI's taxonomy places the organism in Eukaryota, Metazoa, Arthropoda, Branchiopoda, Diplostraca, Daphniidae.